AUGGCACCUGUAUCAGCGUCUACAUUCGCGCCUCAAGCCAGGCUUACAUACCUCGGAGUGUCAGCUAUCAUCAGAAGGCAGCUCAGCACGAGCCGUCAUCGAUUAGAUUCUGGCUCAUACACACGAUCCGACUUCUCGAAUCAAGGCUACACAGGCUACUAUGAGCCACGGGAACCUACAGAAGGACCGCUCAAGGAUGCAUCCAAUAUCGGAACGCCACGCAUCACACCCACCAUCCUCAAACAGCACCUCGACCAAUUCGUAGUUGGUCAGGAACGUGCGAAGAAAACGUUAGCGACGGCGGUAUACAAUCACUACCAACGGAUCCAGGAGCUUCAGCGCCGAGAUGAGGAGGAAGAGGAGCAUGUAGCACAGGAAGAGCGGAGGCGCAUGUCACAACAUCCACGACAUCCCGUAGAGGAUGAGUUCCCUGGCCAGCAGCAGACAACCAUCAACCUGGGUCCACCCAACGAUAGCCAAUACCCUAGACCUUUGCAGCACAACGGGCUUGGGCCACCUCCGCCACUCCACGACCCUAGUCACCUAUCGAUCGAAAAGAGCAAUGUGUUAUUACUAGGACCAUCCGGAGUAGGCAAGACGUUGAUGGCGAAGACAUUGGCAAGAGUGCUGGAAGUGCCCUUCAGCAUAUCCGAUUGCACACCUUUUACGCAAGCGGGAUACAUUGGCGAAGAUGCAGAUGUUUGUGUUCAGCGGUUACUGGCCGCGGCCAAUUACGACGUCACAAGAGCUGAGCGCGGUAUUAUAUGUCUUGAUGAAAUUGAUAAGAUAGCCACGGCAAGAGUAUCCCAUGGUAAAGAUGUGAGCGGAGAGGGUGUACAACAGGCGCUUUUGAAGAUAAUAGAGGGAACAACACUGCAGAUUCAGGCUAAGCAGGAACGUGGCAGUGGAGCUGGUACAGAUCGCAAUCAAGGGCGAGGCGCAGGAUAUCCGACUAACAGUCCUCUAUCUGGUGGUAACAUCAACCAGCAGUCGCCCGCUCAGAAAGGCGAAGUGUACAACGUCAGGACUGAUAACAUUCUCUUCAUAUGUGCUGGGGCUUUCAAUGGACUACACAAAAUGGUCCUGGACCGAAUCAGCAAAGGCAGCAUCGGCUUUGGCGCGACUGUUCGUGCAGCACCAGACUCAGAAGGCAGUGGCAAUCAUCAUGAGACCAUCCUUGAAGGCGGAGACGAUCUCUUUGAGAAGCAUCUGCCGUACUACAUGCCGCCUGCUCAGCCUGAAGCCACAGCUACAGCCAGUGGGAAAAAGAAGCCGAAACGCACCUUCAACACCCUGGACCUUGUCGAGCCACAAGAUAUACAAAAGUACGGCCUGAUCCCCGAGCUCGUCGGCCGCAUACCUCUAUCGUGCGCACUCUCUUCGCUAGACGUCCCAGCACUCGUCAAAGUCUUGACCGAGCCAAGGAACAGCCUCCUGAAGCAAUACCAACAACUCUUCUCCCUCUCCAGCAUCGAGCUCCGCUUCACAACCCCAGCCCUCUACGCCAUCGCCACCACUGCAUCGAAAAUGGGCACAGGCGCCAGAGGUCUUCGUACAGUAAUGGAGCGUCUGCUGGCAGAUGCUAUGUACGAGACUCCUGGGUCGGGCAUUAGGUAUGUCCUGAUAAACGAGGAUGUGGCCGAGAGGAAGGCGGGUGCUGUGUACUUCGCGCGGGGUCAACAAUUACAGUUCCGGGAUAUGAUUGCGGCGGAAGAGGAUGCGUGGGAGGAGAGGAAACGACGAGAGGAAGGGGAAGAGAAUGAUUUUGAGGCGAGAGCGAGAGUCAAUUCGGAAGGUGGCGCUGCGAGGACGUUUGAGGAGUAUAGGGAGAAAGCUACGGCUGCGGGAUUUGUGUAA
Molecule: messenger RNA, 1857 nt
Organism: Fulvia fulva
Lineage: Eukaryota; Fungi; Ascomycota; Dothideomycetes; Mycosphaerellales; Mycosphaerellaceae
Product: ATP-dependent clpX-like chaperone, mitochondrial
Exons: 2
Coding region: 1-1857 (618 amino acids)
Biological process (GO): proteolysis; protein catabolic process
Cellular component (GO): mitochondrial matrix
Molecular function (GO): ATP binding; ATP hydrolysis activity
Source: RefSeq, a predicted model, not a curated record